GAAAUGUUUGUCGACUUAUGGUUAAACUUCUGUUGUGCCAGACAGUCAAAACAGGAAGCCUAAGAUCAGCCGUUAAGCACGUGUGAGGAUUCUAAUAAACCAAUGCUAGAUACAGGGUAAGCAUAUGUGCCAUCUCCUGCUGCGCAGAAAGCGCUGCAAUCAACUUCGCAGGAAUUAUGGCAGAAGUUAUAGGAAGCGUAGGAGAAGAGGCAACAAUCCUAGUAAACAUAAUAGCAGAACCACUUUUAGAGUAUGAUAAAUAAAGGAGCAGAAAAAACAUCAGUUGAAAUGGAAGGUAUGUUGACAAUUACUAUUAAGAGUGGAAUCUGUUGAAGGGUUUCUCUCGUUGUCUGGAAUCCAAUAUGAUGGCUAGUUGGGAAGCAUAAGAACAAUCAAGAUAAAAAUAUAUAUUAAAUGAAUUGGCUUAGUUCUCAAUGUUGGCAAAGGCUGUCUGCUCCAACAAUGGAGUUUAUUAAGGUAGUAAUCCAUGCAGUCAACCAACAGCUGAUUAGCAGAUAAUGACAGGACAAUCUCACUAGUAAGAUAUCAUUUAAACAUUAGGUAAAAUAAUCUAGCUUAAACUACAUUAUUGUAAGUGGUAGAGGAGUCCCCAAAAAGAUAGGAUAUGACCAGGUAAGAAAUCUGCAUUACACCUUAGAUCAUAAAACCAAGUGUCCUUAGAAGCAGAAAAAAUUAAGAAAAAACAAAUCCAAAAAGAAAAAAGGUCAAGGAAUACCACUCGCAGAGGAUCAAUUAUGCAGGACGAAUAAAAAUAAGAAGCCAACUGUACUAAACUUUGGGAUAAAAAUGAGGAUGCAAUUUUGAAAUAGGCCUACAUUAACUUCAAUGGAAAUUGGAGAAGCAUAGCAGAAUAAUUGCCAGGAAGAAAUAUGAAUUAGUGUUCAGAAAGAUGGAGAAGUUUGAAACCUUAAGAAGUAGAUCAUAUUAUUUAUUUGAAGAAUAAAAAGAAGAAGAGAUGGGAGUUUGAGGAUGAUUAGUUAAUUAUCUAACUUGUUAAAUAAUACGAUUAAAAUUGGGCAGAAAUAGCCAAACAUUUACCAGGUAAAAGUAGUAGCCAAAUAAGGGAAAGGUAUCUAAAUAAAUUGGAUCCAUCAGUCAAUAUGAAUCCUUGGAGCAAAAAAGAAGAUGAGAUCGUUUUGAAAAUUUUCAAAGAACAAGGACCUAAGUGGAGUGUCGCUUAAAAAUAAUUGAAAGGAAGAACAGUAAUCAUACAAUUUAUAGCGAUUAGGUAGAGAAUAUAAGAAACAGAUUUUAUUCUCACAUAGGAAGAUUAUUAAUGUUUCGGUAGGAACCAUAAUUAAUGAAUUUAAAUGAUGGUGACAUUAAUGACCAUGAAAAUACAUUGUAUCAGGAUGAUGAACCCCUUAAAUAAACUUAAUCAAUGGACUAAAGUUCUUCGGUAAUCAGUUUAGAGUUAUUUAGAUCACUAUUUCAUCCAACUUGGAUUCUUUAAUUGAUGACUUAUUGGCAGAUGAGUUUGAACUAAGUGAAAAUGGUCUGUUUAAAAUUUGAUAUUAUUUUUA
Paramecium octaurelia is the source of this 1544-nucleotide messenger RNA. Lineage: Eukaryota; Ciliophora; Oligohymenophorea; Peniculida; Parameciidae. The record is from the annotation of a GenBank genome assembly.